Messenger RNA from Brienomyrus brachyistius, 3003 nucleotides. RefSeq names its product major histocompatibility complex class I-related gene protein-like. Lineage: Eukaryota; Metazoa; Chordata; Actinopteri; Osteoglossiformes; Mormyridae. Bases 130 to 1140 code for a protein of 336 amino acids. The transcript has 6 exons. Gene Ontology annotation, biological process: immune response. The record is from RefSeq and is a predicted model, not a curated record. Gene Ontology annotation, cellular component: external side of plasma membrane.
UAUACAGCGUCCUCUGCCGUUCAUUACUAUUCACAUCUUACGGAGUUGUAGUGCAGUGAUGACUUCCGUUUCCACUCAUUACUUUUAGUUUCUUUCUCGACGUAUGAUUUUUAGGGUUAACAAUACAAUAUGUGUUAUAUUAUUUUUAAGCAACCGGAAAUAAUUUUAUGUUUAACCGCGGCUUACUUUAACUGUUCUAGUGCAGAAGCGGUCCACUCCCUCCAUCGGCACUGCGUGGCGUCCCAGGGAACUCGCUUUUUGAAGAACAUCCAGUUUCUAAUGGUGGAUGACAUCACUGUUUACUACUAUAAAAGCGGUUCUAGCGAAGAUCCAACAGUGCCGGCAUGGCUGAACCAUACGGAGGGCUUGGAAUUGUGGAAGCAAGUCAGCCUGAAUCUCAACUUCAACAGACAUGUGAUGGACACUGCAGUGAGACUGACUGCAGAGCAUUUCAACCAUUCAGACGAUCACACAUAUCAGGCUCAUGGUCACUGUGAAUUGAACCCAGAUGGAACUAGUAGGUCUUUCAUGAGCCAUGCAUACGAUGGCAUGGAUUUUGUCAGCUUCGAUGUCGAGAGGAAAUCCUGGGUCGCAGUCGUCCCACAGGCCAUCUUCUACAAACAAAGACGGGAAUCAGACAUGUUCGAUUUAAAUCGUCUUAUUGCUCACUAUCAAUCUGGUUGCAUUAACUGGCUGAAGAAGCUUUUGGAGUAUAGUAUAAGUGUACGGAAAACAAGAGUUCCAGAAGUGAAGCUAUUUGCCAGGAACCCCCCUAUGACAUCUGCCAUUGAAGUCACAUGUCAUGUGACUGGCUUCUACCCACGGGAGGUGCAUGUUGAGUGGUUGGGGGCAGAUGAGCUCCCCCUGAUGGAGGGUGUGAUCAGUGGGGAGGUUCUGCCCAAUGGUGAUUUAACCUACCAGCUGAGGAAGAUUCUGAGGGUGCCAGAAGAUCAGGGAACCCAAAGCUACAGCUGUCGGGUGGCCCACAGCAGUGUGCCUGAGAACAUCACUGUCAUCUGGGCUCCGGAAACAACUCGUCUUUAUGGAAUAAUCCCCGGGGUCCUUCUGGCUGUAUUGGUUCUCAUGCUUUUUGCAGUCAUCUUCAUCUUCACAGACUGUGCAGCAGGGUUAAGGAGAUGAGCAGAAGCACCAGGACAGAUUACAGGAUGGAUUGAUGACGGGACUUUUAACUACAGUGGAGAAGGUGAAACAGUAAGAACUGCAAGGACUAACCGGGCAAAAACAGGAGCUACAGUUUUGCCCCGCAGACUCCGUUUUCCCUUUCAACAGAGAGAUUUCCUCCAGUUUGAGGCUCCCUAGUGUGUCAGUUAUUAACCUAUAACCUCGGAUUUCAGAGUGUAAUGUACUUUUAAGCUUUCACUAUUUAUUCUCACUCGACUGAUUAUACUGUUGUAAUUAUUCCCAUAUGUAUUUAACAUUAUGCCUUAUGUUAAAAUGUCUACCUAUGCAUCUAUCCAGUGAGAUACAGUGUCAGAGUCGCUAGCAGAGCCUGAUAUAGCAGAGCGACAUAGGCAGCCGCCUAGGGCACCAACGUCUGAGGUGGCACUGACUUGCCAGCUAGUUUCAACGUCCUCGGCUCUCUCACGCGGGACGGAGGAUGCUGGCAAAUGCAAACCCUGAAUUGCCGGCUUGUAGUGGCUGCCAUACGCUGUUUCUCCCGGUACUGAAGUGGUCUCUCAUUUCUUGCAAAGGAUAUGUCAAUUAACAUCAUCUGUAGCUUCACCAGUGUCAUUUGAGGUAUCCCAUGUGUGAUUAAUAUAGAAGUAUUAAGAGAUGGUGUGUUGCUCAGCACAGAUACCUCACACGUCUGGGACCUUAGGGAUGUCCUUGUCUCCGCCAUGUCUGCAUGUGUGUGGAGUUUGCAGGUUCUCCCCGUGUUAGUGUGGGGAUUUGUCUGGGUGCUCUGGUUCCCCUCCAUGGUCUAAAACCAUGCUGAGGCCUAUUGGCAUUCAUAGGUUGUCCAUAGGUGUGUGUGUGUGUGUGUGUGUGUGUGUGUGUGUGUGUGUGUGUGUGUGUGUGUGUGUGUGUGUGUGUGUGUGUGUGUGUGUGUGUGUGUGUGUGUGUGUGUGUGUGUGUGUGUGUGUGUGUGUGUGUGUGUGUGUGUCAGUGUGCCCUGCGAUUCAUUGGCACCCCAUCCUGGGUUGUUCCUUGCCUUGCACCCAUAACCUUUGAUAUAGACUCUAGACCCCCUGCAACCCUGAAUAGAACAAGUGGUUUUAGAAAAUGGAUGAAAGAACUUGGAUACGUGGAUCUAUGUUGCCUGUAUUAUAUCUGUGUGAAAUUUCAGCACAUGGGCAGAAAACACCAUAUUUAAUACAUAUCUUGUGUUCACUCCUCUCUGCUGCGUAUCUCAUACUUAUUCUCUGUUUAAUUGUUAAUUGUCUAAAGAGUGUGAAGCUGAUAUCGCGCUGUGUUGAAUUUUGGGUAAUAACAUUUUGUUACAUACAAAGGGAAGGAAGCUGAGGAGGUGAUAAGAUGACAAGAAGUGGGUAGCUGCAGUAAGAAGCUCUUGUACACAACAAAAACAAAAAACUGCUUUAAAAAAAUCCAGUCAAUGUGGUUCUGCCAUGUGAGGCUAAGAAUAUGACGUUCUUAGACAAAAACGUUGUUGCAGUUUGCUGUACUCUGACAUAUAUGUGUCCACAUGUCGUAAAGUGAUUGGUGAAAGGUACUUUUUAGCCCUGUGCAUGUGCUGUGAAUUUACAUUGCUUGGUUUUACCAAUUUAGCCUAUACACACUCAUGUUUACAUUUCACAGUUUUAAAAGGCAGUUUGAAUACUAGGAUAAUAAUAGCUAUUGAUGGAUUCAUGGGUCAUGUUUUCAAAACAUUGUAGCCAGACUACAUUGCAUGAGUAAAAAUUAAUUUAUUUUUAGUGCUUUCAAUGAACAGGUUGCUUUGCUAAGGCUCUUGUUUACAUUUUUAUAUGCUUUGUUUCUACUGUUUGUGAAGCAACCUAGAGCGUAAUAAAGACUUUAAACAAC